AUGCACCCAUUUCGCACCCUACUUUGCUUUCCCUCCUACUCCCUUCCCCUUGUAUCCCCUCUUUUCCCCCCCUUGCUUCCCUUGCGUCCCCUCCUUACCCCCCCUUGCAUCCCCUAUUUCCCUCCCUGCUUCACCUCCUUUCCCCUCCUUGCUUCCCAUCCUUUUCCGCCCUGCCUCCCCUCCUUUCCCCCCCUUGCUUCCCCUCCUUUCCCCCUCUGCAUACUCUCCUUUCCCCCUCUGCUUCCUUUCAUUUUCCCCCCUGCAUCCCCUCCUUUUCCUGUCUGCUUCCCUUCCUUUCCCCCCCUGCUUCCCCUCCUUUCCCCCCCUGCAUCCCCUCCUUUUCCAGUCUGCUUCCCUUCCUUUCCCCCCCUUUCUUCCCCUCCUUUCCCCUCCUUGCUUCCCAUCCUUUCCCCCCUGCUUCCCCUCCUCCCCCCUCCCUUGCUUCCCCUCCAUUCUCCCCCUGCAUCCCCUAUGCUUCCCCUCCCUGCUUCCCCUCCUUUCCGCCCCUGCUUCCCCUCCUUUUUCCCCGUUGCUUCCCCUCCUUUCCCCCCCUGCAUCCCCUCCUUUCCCCCUCUGCUUUCCUUCCUUUUCCCCCCUGCAUCCCCUACUUUACCUCCCUGCUUCCCCUCCUUUCCGCCCCUGCUUCCCCUCCCUUUUCCCCCUUGCUUCACCUCCUUUCCCCUCCUUGCUUCCCCUCCUUUCCCCUCCUUGCUUCACCUCCUUUCCCCUCCUUGCUUCCCCUCCUUUCCCCUCCUUUCCCCUCCUUGCUUCCCCUCCUUUCCCCUCCUUUCCCCUCCUUGCUUCCCCUCCUUUCCCCUCCUUGCUUCCCCUCCUUUCCUCUCCUUGCUUCCCCUCCUUUUCCUCCUUGCUUCUCUGCCUUACCCCAUCUCCACCUCACACCAUCUCUGCCUCACCCCAUCUCUGCUCUGCCUCUCUUCCCCUUCUCCCCCCAUCCAUCCUCUACACAUCCCUGCUCUCCCAAUCCCUCCUGCAGGGGAGGGGGAAAGCAGGGGAAAUGGAGAGGAGAUGAGAAGAGUGCCCCUGGUAGGGGGAGGGGAGGUGAGCAAGGAGUGCCGGAUAUGGGCGGGAGAGGUGGUAGGGGGAGGGGAGAUGAGAAGGGAGUAG
Molecule: messenger RNA, 1125 nt
Organism: Closterium sp. NIES-65
Lineage: Eukaryota; Viridiplantae; Streptophyta; Zygnematophyceae; Desmidiales; Closteriaceae
Source: the annotation of a GenBank genome assembly